AUGGAUGCCCAACCAUUAACAAACCUCCAAUCCGAGCCCGAAGCCAACAACACUCCCUACACACCGCUCGACAGCGCGGACUCCCCUCCUUCAGACACCCACCAGACCCCCGGCUGGUCGAUCCGGCGAUUUCUCAGUCGACGCGGGAGUCGCCGGUAUCGGGUCCUAGAGCGGGAGCCAAAUCGGCUGCGAAAACGUGUCAGCCAGUGA
Messenger RNA from Penicillium manginii, 210 nucleotides. RefSeq lists its product as uncharacterized. The transcript has a single exon. Lineage: Eukaryota; Fungi; Ascomycota; Eurotiomycetes; Eurotiales; Aspergillaceae. The coding region runs from base 1 to 210 and encodes 69 amino acids. The record is from RefSeq and is a predicted model, not a curated record.